UGGCGCUUGUGCUCCAAAAUAGAAUAAACUAUUUAAAGAGUGUCCAGGCCUUGCUUACAAGACUAACACACUCUACAACUGGACCAUCCCCCCAAAGCCCCAAACCGAGUAUCUUUCAAUCUAGCCACGCUCAUCAUAAUUCGCAGGGACAAUGGGAUCUGUCAAGAUUACCGACUUGAACACGUAUCACGACGUAGUGAGCGGGGCUAACUACGCUGUCUUCAAUUUCCGUGACUCCCGGCGUCGCUUGUCGGAUACUGAUGUCGCCUACGAUGACUUUGCUUCCUAUGCAUACAGUGACACAGUGGCAUUCUAUGAAGUCGACGUGGGCGAUCAAAAGCAUAUUUCCGAUUAUGCGAAAGUGGAACGUCCUACACUGAUCUUAUAUAAGGAUGGAAAGGAAGUCGAGCGGUACUCUAAACCUCUGCCUAGACAGCUGGAGUACCUAGUGUCUAGGGCUUUGUGUGGGCUGACUGAGAUCGGUGGGCGUUUCUGAGGAUGGGACGGUGAUGAAUGGUGGGUAAUAAUGAUAUGCAUCUAUGUUGACGGUGUUGUUUACAUUGUUGAUGCCUUGAUAUAUUCUACGAACCAGCCCUUGACCAAGCGCUUGAUUGCUUUCUGGGUCGAGUGGGAACAUGCUGGCAUAAUUGUCCGUCUUUCCUUUUUUUUUUUUAUUGCAUAGCUGUACAUGUCUACUUGGGAUGGCGUUUGGUUUAUUUGGGUGCAUAUAAGCCGAAAUUGCUCAUUUUUACUCGGGCCAUUGAUCCCAAUGGCUAUCAUUGUUAAUAUAUGCCGAAUUCGCAAAUAGCUAAGUUAUAACCUCCAAAUUGACAACGAC
Molecule: messenger RNA, 838 nt
Organism: Aspergillus pseudotamarii
Lineage: Eukaryota; Fungi; Ascomycota; Eurotiomycetes; Eurotiales; Aspergillaceae
Product: thioredoxin family protein
Exons: 2
Coding region: 152-496 (114 amino acids)
Source: RefSeq, a predicted model, not a curated record